Molecule: messenger RNA, 3258 nt
Organism: Pleuronectes platessa (European plaice)
Lineage: Eukaryota; Metazoa; Chordata; Actinopteri; Pleuronectiformes; Pleuronectidae
Product: NLR family CARD domain-containing protein 3-like
Exons: 7
Coding region: 234-2804 (856 amino acids)
Molecular function (GO): protein binding
Source: RefSeq, a predicted model, not a curated record
GAGAGGGGGAGGAGCCUCCAGUGAAAGUGAAAGUGUUCAGACUCGUUCUAACUUCAAGGAGCAGACGGAGGAGACGUGAAGUCUGAGGCUGAUAAACAUUGAAACUGGUGUGAAAGAUCAUUUCACUGUGUUCUGCUGUAAACUGAGCAAGAACCAGAAGGAAAUAGACCAGACCUUGAAUAUCUAGAAGAGCAGCGUGGCCUGAACCACAACUGAGCCGCAGCCGGUGCAACAUGGACGAGGACACUUCAGAGCAAGUUGGACCCUCAACCACAAAAGGUCAGGACCACAGACUGAGAGCAGAGUCUCCAGGGUCCAGCUGUCUGUCUCUGAAGAGUGACCGGUCCAUGAGACGUCCUCCACUCUUCAGUAAUGAACCUGGACCCUCACACACAGAGGAGAGGAAGAGGAGUCAUGUCUCUGAGGAGGAGCAGUCGUCCUGCUGUGCUUCGUGUCAGGACGUCCUGAAGGAUCCAGUCUCCACCAGCUGUGGACACUGGUUCUGCAGACAGUGCAUCACCUCAUACUGGGACCAGUCUGGUUCUUCAGGAGACUCCUCCUGUCUCCAGUGUGGAAAAAGAUCCAGAACAGGAGCUGGAGCAGAUCGUGGUCUGCAGGAGGUUUCAGAUGAACAUAAGCUCAGUGUGAGGAGGAGAUGUGAACAUGUGACUGAAGGAACUGAUGAAACAAGAAGUAGAACCCUCCUCAACAGGAUCUACACUGAGCUCUACAUCACAGAGGGACAGAGUGAAGAGGUUAAUACUCAACAUGAGGUGAGGCAGCUUGAGACGGCUUCCAAGAAGAAGAUCCUCCAGGACACUCCCAUCAAGGUCCACGACAUCUUUAAAGCCUCCACUGACCAGCAGAGCAGCAUCAGAGUCGUCCUGACCAACGGAGUCGCUGGCGUUGGAAAAACCUUCUCGGUGCAGAAGUUCACUCUGGACUGGGCAGAGGGUUUAGAGAACCAGGAUGUGGGUCUGCUGGCUGUGCUUUCGUUCAGGGAGCUGAACCUGGUGAAGGACCAGCAGCACAGUCUUCUCACGCUGCUCCAUGUUUUCCAUCCAGCGUUACAGAAGCUCACUGCAGAGACGCUCGCUGUCUGUAAACCUUUGUUCAUCUUUGACGGCCUGGAUGAAAGCAGACCUUCUCUGGACUUCAACCACAGGGAGCUUGUGUCUGAGGUCACACAGAGGUCAUCAGUCAACGUGCUGCUGACAAACCUCAUCCGGGGGAAUCUGCUUCCCUCGGCUCUCGUCUGGAUAACCUCCAGACCUGCGGCGGCCAAUCAGAUCCCUCCUGCAUGUGUUGACAGGGUCACAGAAGUACGAGGCUUCACUGAGGCCCAGAAGGAGGAGUACUUCAGGAGGAGGUUCAGUGAUGAAGAGCUGUGCAGCAGAAUCAUCUCACACAUCAAGAUGUCCAGGAGCCUCCACAUCAUGUGUCAAAUCCCAGUCUUCUGCUGGAUCAGUGCUACAGUUCUGGAGCACAUGUUGACCACAGACCAGAGAGGAGAGCUGCCCAAGACCCUGACUGACCUGUACUCACACUUCCUGCUGGUUCAGACAAAGAGGAAGAACAACAAGUACGGUGAGGGACAUGAGACGAGUCCACAGCAGCUGAUGGAGACUGACAGGGACGUUCUCCUGAAGCUGGGGAGGCUGGCACUUAAACAUCUGGAGGAAGGAAACAUCAUGUUCUACCAAGAAGACCUGGAGCGGUGUGGUCUUAAUGUCACAGAGGCCUCGGUGUACUCAGGAGUUUGUACUGAGAUCUUCAGAAGAGAGUGUGUGAUCUUCCAGAAAUCAGUCUACUGCUUUGUUCAUCUGAGCGUUCAGGAGUUUCUGGCUGCAGUCUACAUGUUCCACUGUUACACCGAGAGGAACACAGAAGAACUCAACAACUUUUUGGGAACAUAUGGGAACACAGACAGAACCUUCUCCCUGGAUGACCUCCUGAAGAGAACCAUGAAGAAAUCCCUCACCAGUACAAAUGGUCAUCUGGACCUGUUUGUUCGCUUCCUUCACGGCCUCAGUCUGGAGUCCAACCAGAGAGUCUUAGGAGGCCUGCUGGGUCGGACAGGGAACAAUCCAGAGAUCAUCCAGAGAGUCAUCAACAACCUGAAGGAGAUGAAGAGUGGUGACAUUUCUCCUGACAGAAGCAUCAACAUCUUCCACUGUCUGACUGAGAUGAACGACCACUCAGUUCAUCAGCAGGUGAAACAGUUCCUGACGUCAGAGAACAGAUCAAAGGAGAAACUCUCUGAGAUCCACUGCUCAGCUCUGGCCUACAUGCUGCAGAUGUCAGAGGAGGUUCUGGAUGAGUUGGACCUGAAGAAGUUCAACACAUCAUACCAGGGUCGAUGGAGACUGAUCCCAGCUGUGAGGAACUGCAAGAAGGCUCGACUCAUUGGUUGUGAACUCUCAGUGACUCACUGUGAAGUCGUGGCCUCAGCUCUGAAGUCAGACCCCUCACAUCUGAGAGAACUGGAUCUGAGUGGAAACCUCCACCUGCAGGAUUCAGGAGUGAAGCUGCUGUGUUCUGGACUGGAGAGUCCAAACUGUCGACUGGAGACUCUGAGGUUGAGACUCUGCAGACUGUCAGAGAUCAGCUGUUCUUCUCUGGCUUCAGCUCUGAGGUCAAACCCCUCUCAUCUGAGAGAACUGGAUCUGAGAGGAAACAACCUGCAGGACUCAGGAGUGAAGGAGCUUCUUGAUCUACAGCAGAGUCCAACCUGUCGACUGGAGACUCUGAGGUCAGUAGAUGGUUGGAGUCAGUCCACGCUGCUUUCAUCAGUAUGUUACUAAACACAGUCAGUAUCACAGAUCCAGGGUCUGUGCUACCAAGCAGGAUUUGUGGUUAUCAGGUUAACUUCAGGUUUAGUUUUUUCAGUUCUACGAAGCUCGUCCACUUCUUAACCAGGUCAAUCACCAUGGUAACUUCUGAUGACAGCUAACCUGCUCCAGGUUAAGUUGGAGAUCAACCCGUAUAGAAGCUCCGCCCACUGACCACAGUGACUCUACACUGUUGUGUGGUGCACACUCUCCUUAAAGGGACGGAUAAGGGAAGUUUAAAUCAACGUCUGGUUGGUUCAGUUGAUCUCUAACUCACCCAGAACAUCUCAAUGUCUCCAGACUCAUCCUGUCCCCAAAACACCAGAGGACCUCAGCUUCCUGGAGACAGGUCCAUGUGUGUGUCCUCAGAGACAGUGAGACAGUGUGUGUCUUCAGAGACAGUGAGACAGUGUGUGUCCUCAGAGUC